Harmonia axyridis is the source of this 562-nucleotide messenger RNA. RefSeq lists its product as uncharacterized. The transcript has 2 exons. NCBI's taxonomy places the organism in Eukaryota, Metazoa, Arthropoda, Insecta, Coleoptera, Coccinellidae. Bases 135 to 464 code for a protein of 109 amino acids. The record is from RefSeq and is a predicted model, not a curated record.
AGGCAGUGGUACAACAAGGUUCAUUCUUGCAUGCAUUCCCAUAUUCACAGAUGUCCGAAAAACGGUAUAAAAGAGCUGAAGAUUUUUUGAAUCAGCACAGUUGACCAAAGUUCAGCAAAUUCACCACUUCUACAAUGAACUCCAUGAUUGCCGUUGCCUUCCUCGCUGCCUUCGCAGUUGCCAAUGCCGCUGUUAUAGCCCCAGGCUACUAUGCAGCACCAAUCUAUUCUUCGAGACUCAUUACCUCUCCAUAUGCAUCUGUUCCUCUUUCAACCGAAGUGAUAGGGGGCGCUGCUUCAGAAGACACCGUAAUCGCAGGACCAUCAGGCACCAUUUCUACCUCUAAGAAUGUGGCUGGACCUUCUUCAGCAACCCGCUAUGCUCCUGCGUUGUCACCUGUUUACACUGCCCGUUAUGCUCCUUAUGUUCCUUAUGCUUACACCUAUGGUGGACUCUAUUUGUAACUGACACGCUGAUAUGAUAACGACGGUUUCGAUUAUUUGACAAUGAUGAGGAUAUGACGAUGAAAAUUUUAGUAAAUAAAGUAUUAAUUUAUAUUGUG